Messenger RNA from Paramormyrops kingsleyae, 1963 nucleotides. It is a transcript of the gene bloc1s4, whose product is annotated as biogenesis of lysosomal organelles complex-1, subunit 4, cappuccino. Gene Ontology annotation, cellular component: BLOC-1 complex. The record is from RefSeq and is a predicted model, not a curated record. NCBI's taxonomy places the organism in Eukaryota, Metazoa, Chordata, Actinopteri, Osteoglossiformes, Mormyridae.
GGAUAACUCACGUGAUUGAUCAGCUGCCCGACGAAAGAGAAACAGUAGGUGUGAUGGACCGUCAGGUUGACGGAGCGGGGCGUCUGUCGCCCGUGGAGGAAUCGGCGGCAGAGGUGAGCACGGACAGCGGCAAUGUGUCCCAGAGUACAAGCAGCUUUUCCAUGCUGAGUGAGGGUCUGAGCAGCGGCUCGGUGUCACAAAGCCACAGCUUCAACGCUCCGCCGCCACACAGCGGGCAAAACGACGAAUUCCUACUGCAGCGCACAGCGCGGAGCUUCUCGGCUUACAUUAGGGCGAACGCCGACGACCAGGUCUACGGCUUUGAAAAGAGCUUGGAGGAAAUGCUUACUCGGGUGGAUGAGUUCGUCGGAAUGCUUGACAUGAUCCGAAGUGACACGUCUCAGAUUGUCAACGAGAAUCUACCUCAAAUUCUUAGAAGAUCUGAAGAAAUGAGAGAAAUCUACAGAAAAAUUGAUAAGCUAGAGGCUUUCGUCAGAAUAGUUGGAGCCAACGUCAGUGCGAUGGAGGAGCAGGUGAAUCAGGCUGAGGGAGAACAGGGAAGCCUCCCAGGGGCCUUCAAGAAGAUCUUCCGCACAAUGAAUGUCUCUGCCUUUCUAAACAAACCAGCUGGCUCUAGAAGGCCACAGAACCAGCAUCAGGAGGUGCCGUCCGUCUUCAGAACCGACGAUUAUUUCCAGCCACACAUGGAACACUGAUUGAGAAGCCAGAUCAAUCCUCUCCCUCUGGUGCAGGAGCACCACAUCAUCGCGCUUUAGCCAAAGGGCAAUAAUACAUAUCCUUUGGCAGAGGGAGUGACUGUUGGUCAGAGAUCUGACAAGCAAUACUGUCCUGACACUUAGGACAUGGGAGCGCUGAGUUGUGGAGCUCGGUAAAGGAGGGCCUCAGCUUCUCGCUUGGAAUAAAUGACUUUGUAGCCAAACAAUAUUCCAGGUCCUCUAAGUGACAGUUUGCCAUGCUUGUGCGAGAAGUGCCUCAUAGUGUUUUGCAGCUCUGGGUUUGUAAAAUCCGAAUUGAUGCGGUAGUGCUUCAUCGUAUGACCCAGAUGGGCCAGAAAUGAAGUCAGUGGUAUGUGGAGGAAAGUAAGUUGUGACAUUAUAGAAAAUGGAGUGAAUUUUUUUUUCUUUUUGCCAUAAGAAGAGCUUUUUGAAAUGGAUGCCAACUAACAUGUGACAGUUUUUAACAUAUUGCUUUUUUAAAAUACUUUUUUUUUCCUCCAUAAUUAUUGCCAUAUUUUGGGAUACUUUUUUAUUUGUAGUUUAUAUUUCUGCAGUCCAUCUAAAAAGCAAAAGGGUGAUAUUAACAAUUCUCCUAUUUUGGUAACAGCUGUCAUCCUUGUGCAGAGUAAGUGUCCAGCCAGGCCUUCCAGCAGCCUGCCCUGGCACUGUUCAUCUAACCAUAUCAUUAGUGUAUGACUGACCAUAAACCUCCAAAGCUCAGGGCAGCUACCACAAAUAUGUUUAUAAUCCUAGUGCAGACUUUGGACAUCUGACUGAAUUUCACUGAAAAACUACAUGCACAAAUAUUUGCAAAGAACCUGACUGUGGUCAAUGAGGGUAUUUAUUGUCAAAAUUGUGGUACUUUGCGUUUUGGCAGUACACCUCACAAUCUAUGGCUCUGCCGCUUCAUAUAGGUGCAUUUAUUAUGUAUUAACAUAUACUAAGCACCAAUCAGAGCAUGCCAACAUUAAAAAAAAUUAGUAUUUGAUCAGCCAGGGUGAUUGUAAUGACUGGCCAUUUUUUUUCUUUUAAUGCAAUAUCAUGUUCAAUUUAUAAAUAGUUUCCCCGCUUGUCUCUGUAUGUAUUCGUUCCUGCUCUUCUGUUCCUAACAUGCCCACUACCAUUAUACCUGUCUGAUAUUUUUUUAACAGUUUCCCUGAAUUUAAUUUUUUCCUCCUGCUACUUACUAUGUUGGUAAUAAAAGAAUAUUUUUGAGUUUCCUACUA